Phaeodactylum tricornutum CCAP 1055/1 is the source of this 837-nucleotide messenger RNA. RefSeq lists its product with no specific name. The record is from RefSeq and is a predicted model, not a curated record. The transcript has a single exon. Lineage: Eukaryota; Bacillariophyta; Bacillariophyceae; Surirellales; Neidiaceae. Bases 67 to 837 code for a protein of 256 amino acids.
CUAACAACAAACAAGAAAUAGAAAAUUUUUUACUCAAAGUCAACACAUACAUCCUUUGCAAUCACCAUGUCAAUCGCUUUCGCUUCCACCCAUGGGUGUACCAAGGCCGAAAAGACUGCUAUUGUGGCCAUGCUUAUCCUCGGUAUGGGUACUUUGGUGUUUGGAAACGACGUCGCCGGGACCGAGGUCGGCUCAUCUACUCUUGCCCAACCAAGGACCGCGUUCUUGGAUGAGGCAAUGAUUGAUGUGCAACCAUCUCGGAGAUUGCGGAACACAUAUUUUGACAACGGUAGUAGCGUGGGUCAUAGACGUCUUCAAGGUACUUUUGGUAUGAAUACUGGUGUAAACGGAAAAGGUAACGAGAGCGGGAAGAGUGGAAAGGGGGGUAGCAGCAAGAGCUCAAAGAGCUCCAAGAAAUCUGAAGGUCCAAGCAUGUCGCCGUCAGUCUCUCCUGCCCCUACCAUCUCCGCUCAACCCUCCUCAGUACCAUCACUAUCUUCUCAGCCUUCGUCUACCCCAUCUGAAGAUCCCACUGACAUGCCCUCGGAAGUGCCGUCAGACGCUCCAAGCGAAGAUCCUUCUAGUGUUCCUUCGUCAGUACCUACAGUGUCAAACGCUCCCUCUAUGUCUUCUGCACCUUCUUCGAUUCCUACCGUUUCGUCGGCUCCUUCUUUUUGUAUCAGCGUGAAAGGCAAAGGAAAGGGCUCGAAGAACUGGAAAGGAGGAGAAUCCAAGAGUAGCAAAAGCUAUAAGGAUUGCUUUGAAGGAAACGGUUUUACACCUUCUCCGACAAGUGGGAAAGGCGGGAAAGGGGGUAGUAGUAAGAAGAGCAUCUAA